AGUUCCUCUCCCGCCGCGCCGGGCCGCGCUGCCGCUCGCUCCCCGGCCGUGGCGCCUCCGGGCCAGACGCGCUGCAGCCUCCAGCCCGCGGCAAGCGGGGCGGCCGCGCCACCCCCGGCCCCGCGCCAGCAGCCCCUCGCCGCGCGUCCAGCGUUCCCGGCCAGCAGCCUCCCCAUACGCAGGUCCUGCUGGGCCGCCCCGUCGCGCCCCCCACUCUGAACUCAAGUCACCGUGGAGCUCCGCCGCCCCGAAACUUUCACCGCGAGCGGGAAAUAUGGGAUGUAUAAAAUCAAAAGGGAAAGACAGCUUGAGUGACGAUGGAGUAGAUUUGAAGACUCAACCAGUACGUAAUACUGAAAGAACUAUUUAUGUGAGAGAUCCAACGUCCAAUAAACAGCAAAGGCCAGUUCCAGAAUCUCAGCUUUUACCUGGACAGAGGUUUCAAACUAAAGAUCCAGAGGAACAAGGAGACAUUGUGGUAGCCUUGUACCCCUAUGAUGGCAUCCACCCGGACGACUUGUCUUUCAAGAAAGGAGAGAAGAUGAAAGUCCUGGAGGAGCAUGGAGAAUGGUGGAAAGCAAAGUCCCUUUUAACAAAAAAAGAAGGCUUCAUCCCCAGCAACUAUGUGGCCAAACUCAACACCUUAGAAACAGAAGAGUGGUUUUUCAAGGAUAUAACCAGGAAGGACGCAGAAAGGCAGCUUUUGGCACCAGGAAAUAGCGCUGGAGCUUUCCUUAUUAGAGAAAGUGAAACAUUAAAAGGAAGCUUCUCUCUGUCUGUCAGAGACUUUGACCCUGUGCAUGGUGAUGUUAUUAAGCACUACAAAAUUAGAAGUCUGGAUAAUGGGGGCUAUUACAUCUCUCCACGAAUCACUUUUCCCUGUAUCAGCGACAUGAUUAAACAUUACCAAAAGCAGGCAGAUGGCUUGUGCAGAAGAUUGGAGAAGGCUUGUAUUAGUCCCAAGCCACAGAAGCCAUGGGAUAAAGAUGCCUGGGAGAUCCCCCGGGAGUCCAUCAAGUUGGUGAAAAGGCUUGGCGCUGGGCAGUUUGGGGAAGUCUGGAUGGGUUACUAUAACAACAGUACCAAGGUGGCUGUGAAAACCCUGAAGCCAGGAACUAUGUCUGUGCAAGCCUUCCUGGAAGAAGCCAACCUCAUGAAGACCCUGCAGCAUGACAAGCUCGUGAGGCUCUACGCUGUGGUCACCAGGGAGGAGCCCAUUUACAUCAUCACCGAGUACAUGGCCAAGGGCAGUUUGCUGGAUUUCCUGAAGAGCGAUGAAGGUGGCAAAGUGCUGCUUCCAAAGCUCAUUGACUUUUCUGCUCAGAUUGCAGAGGGAAUGGCAUACAUCGAGCGGAAGAACUACAUUCACCGGGACCUGCGAGCAGCUAAUGUUCUGGUCUCCGAGUCACUCAUGUGCAAAAUUGCAGAUUUUGGCCUUGCUAGAGUAAUUGAAGAUAAUGAGUACACAGCAAGGGAAGGUGCUAAGUUCCCUAUUAAGUGGACGGCUCCAGAAGCAAUCAACUUUGGAUGUUUCACUAUUAAGUCUGAUGUGUGGUCCUUUGGAAUCCUCCUAUACGAAAUUGUCACCUAUGGGAAAAUUCCCUACCCAGGGAGAACUAAUGCCGACGUGAUGACCGCCCUGUCCCAGGGCUACAGGAUGCCCCGUGUGGAGAACUGCCCAGAUGAGCUCUAUGACAUUAUGAAAAUGUGCUGGAAAGAAAAGGCAGAAGAGAGACCAACGUUUGACUACUUACAGAGCGUCCUGGAUGAUUUCUACACAGCCACGGAAGGGCAAUACCAGCAGCAGCCUUAGAGCACAGGGAGACCCGUCCAUUUGGCAGGGGUGGCUGCCUCAUUUAGAGAGGAAAAGUAACCAUCACUGGUUGCACUUAUGAUUUCAUGUGCGGGGAUCAUCUGCCGUGCCUGGAUCCUGAAAUAGAGGCUAAAUUACUCAGGAAGAACACCCUCUAAAUGGGAAAGUAUUCUGUACUCUUAGAUGGAUUCUCCACUCAGUUGCAACUUGGACUUGUCCUCAGCAGCUGGUAAUCUUGCUCUGCUUGACAACAUCUGAGUGCAGCCGUUUGAGAAGAAAACAUCUAUUCUCUCCAAAAAUGCACCCAACUAGCUCUAUGUUUACAAAUGGACAUAGGACUCAAAGUUUCAGAGACCAUUGCAAUGAAUCCCCAAUAAUUGCAGAACUAAACUCAUUUAUAAAGCUAAAAUAACCGGAUAUAUACAUAGCAUGACAUUUCUUUGUGCUUUGGCUUACUUGUUUAAAAAAAAAAAAAAACUAAUCCAACCUGUUAGAUUUUGCAGGUGAAGUCAGCAGCUUAAAAAUGUCUUUCCCAGAUUUCAAUGAUUUUUUUCCCCCUACCUCCCAAAAUCUGAGACUGUUAAAACAUUUUUCUUCUAUGAACACUGCUCAGACCUGCUAGACAUGCCAUAGGAGUGGCGUGCACAUCUCUCUCUCUUCCAGCAGGAGGAGCCCGUGAGCACGCACAGCUGCCCUGUCUGCUCACCCGAAGGCACCGGGCUCACCUGGACCUCCCAGGAAAGGGAGAAGAGCCUCAGAAACUGCUCUGUGUUUAGAAGGAAUAUUUUUAAGAGUCCAGCUUUUUCAUUUCCACAAUUUCCUAUAUCCAGAUUUGUUUUGACAAUGUAGUUUGGAAGAACUAAGAUUCUAAUCUCUGAAGAACCUUAUAGGGCCUUCUAAAACAUAAGAGUUUCCUUUGUUGCUUCAAAUAUUUGAACAUUAUGUUAAAGAUCAAGUAUUAAUUUUAGUUGUACUCUAGAAAGCUAAAGUGCCACAUUCGGGGCUAUUUUUAUGAUUCAGCAAUCUUUUCUAAAUUGUGUAGCAUGUGUAUGAGACUAUUUAUACCCAAGGAUAUGAAGGAACAUAAGUGACUACAAGGCUCUAAUAAGCCACGGUGGCAGGAGGUUCAAGCGGUUCUGUUCACUAAAUUUUUCUCCUGUAAGCUUUGAAUGGAAACUUCUGUAUCACAUGAUGUGUUUCACUUAUGCUGUUGUGUAUAUACCUAAUAUUUCUAUUUUUGAUUUUAUUUUAAUACACCUCGUCCAAUAACAUCUCAAGCUUUUUAUUUGCAUUUACAUUUUCAGCUGUGGUCAGUGUAAAAAUUGGUCAUCAGCUGGGGGCGGGGUGGUUAGAAGUGAUUCAACAGAGCUACAUGCUUUAAACUUGCCCAAGUUCUACCUCCUUCCUUUGAACAUUUCAGAUUGGAGAACCAAGGAGUUGAUUGCCUGAACACCUGAACAUCCGUUUAUGGGGGCCAGAUAGAAUUUGUUUUCAAAUAGGCUUAACAGGCAUCAUUAAAAUUUCAUUCUGUGUGUUUUGUUUAGGCUUGAGGUGCUUAGAAGAUGGGAUAAAAUAUUCUACUUUUUUCUAAAUUUUAACUUUGUUUCCUAUGUGAUUUUUUUAAAUGUCCUUUCUAAAAUAUUCUAAAAUUAUUGAUUCACAAGUGCCAUGUUCAGAACUAUAGAAUAUUACUGUUACAUAAUGUCUGCACAGCUGGUCCCUUGAUUCAGUGGUAAGGUUUUUGUGUACACCCCCCUGCUUGCAUUUUAUUUCAGAACCACAAGUAUUACCCAAUAUGUUACAUGGAGAGGAACUAUAAAGAAUCCCUAAGGCAAAAAGAAGUCUCUAGAAAAUGACUAGAGGUUUUUUUUUUAGCAUAACAAAUUUAUUUAAAGAAAAUUAUUAAAUUUAUCUUCGCCUUGUUUUGCUUCUCCCAGUUCCUCCUCUUCUUGCCAUUUUCCACUUGUCUUUCCCUCCCAAUCAAGCCUGUGAUCCUUACCUCCAUGUGGGCCCUUCACCAGCUUGGGCCUCAUCUCUGGUGUCCAGCAUGUGUGGAAGUCACACGUUCCCUUGAUGAACAGCACACACAGUCUCCUUACUUAGCUAUAGGUUUCCAGCCUCCCUGUGACAGACAGGCAUAAUGAGGGGCUGAAUAGGUGUUUGUAGCAUUUUCGGGUAUCCAGUGGUGUGCAAAAUGGCUCAUGUCAUCACACCUCAGGUUAUUGUAGAGAACUGGAAAGACAGAAUCCAUACUCCCUACCGCCAAGAUUCUGACUUAGCUGUUGUGCAGCGGGAGAUGUAUGUCAGUCUAUUUUAAAAGCUUCUCCAGUCAGCUAGACACAGUGGCUCAUGCCUGUAAUCUCAGCACUUUGGGAGGCUAAGGCAGGAGGAUCGCUUGAGCUCAGGAGUUAGACACCAGCCUGAGCAAUAUAGCAAGUCUCUACAAAAAAUUUUAAAAAUUAGCUAAGUGUGGUGGCACAUACCUAUGGUCCCAGCUACUCAGGAGGCUGAGGUGGGAGGAUUGCUUGAGCCCAGGAAGUCAAGGCUGCAGUGAGCUAUGAUCGUGCCACUGCACUCCAGCCUGGGCAAGAGUGAGACCCUGUCUCAAAAAAAAAAACCAAAAAAACAAAAAAACCCUUCCCUGGUGAAUAUAAUGUAUGCUCAGUCUUGAGAGUCACCAUUUGGUUUGACCCAUAUUACAAAGCCCAGCCUUCUUUUUCCUCAGAUGGUUUCAUUUCUCAAAGGGGAGUGGAAGAGAAGGAAGGAGGAAAAAAACGUGCCUUCCUUCCUGGUGAACAUGAAGCUCACUGAACCUAAAGGAGACUCACAGGCUAGAAACCAGUGUCCUUAGUAGUAGGGGCCACCUGGGGCUUCCGUGGCUUCUCCAGGCAUACCUCCUGAGGUUCCACAGAAUCCCCUUGCAGAAAGUACUUCUGAUGAGCCACUGGGAACGUGUACUGUCCAAGCCCCCUUCUAGGGGAAAUUCACUGCCACAGAAGCCAGCAGCCCUGGCUGUCCCAAGGGUGCAUAAAAGGAUAAUAACUAAAAGGAGGGAAUUAAUUUUGUUGCCUACACCAGGGAUAGAUCGAGGGCACUGAAAGCAUCAUAAGUAUAAACUCAUCUCCACGUCAGCUUGUGGAGUCUGCUUUCUCGCUCUCUCUUUUUUUUUUUUUUUUGACAGAGUCUCACUCUGUCACGCAGGCUAGAGUUGCAGUGGUGCGAUCUCAGCUCAUUGCAACCUCCCCCUCUCUGGUUGGAGCGAUUCUUCUCCUGCCUCAGCCUCCCUAGUAGCUGGAACUACAGGCACACACCAUCUCGCCUGGCUAAUUUUUGUAUUUUUAGUAGAGAUGGGGUUUCACCAUGUUAGCCAGGCUGGUCUCGAACUCCUGACCUCAGGCGAUCCGCCUGCCUCGGCUUCCCAAAGUGCUGGGAUUACAAGUGUGAGCCACUGUGCCCGGUCGGGGUCUGCUUUCUCUUUAUUCCCCGUCCUCUCACAAACUACAUCCAGGGGCGGUAGCUGCUAAAAGGACUCAAUUCUGCAACCUCAGCUUCUGACACCUUCAAAUAAAUUAAAUGCUGGUCCUAGGGCUCGCUCCCCAGCUCUUCUGAUGUCACUGCCAGGUUCCACAGCCAGUUGUCGGACAUCUCCUGCUUCCUCAGCCAAGAACACCUCUCAGAUGAGAUCAAACCGCCCAGCUUUCCUCUUAGCAUCUUCCUUUAUUUUCCACUUCUGGCUGGUGGAAGAGAGAUCGUAGUUCUCUAUUCCCUACAUUUUAACUCCACGAAUAUUUUAGAUUAAGUGAAGUCUUGCUGUUCUUCCUGAUGGAAAUGGUAAUUAUAAACAUACAAAGAUACCCAUACACACAUUCUUUACUCAGGGCCCUCUUGUGCUUUGGCAAAUGAUAAAAAUUAUCUCUAACUCACACAACGACCCUGGAAGAUCUGGACAAUGCUAUCACUAUUUCACAGCUGAGAGAUCGGGAGCAUUUAAAGCCACAGAAGGAAUAGAUUGGCUUCGCUUCAUAUUGUUUCCUUGUGAAAUAAAACCAGUGAAACACC
Molecule: messenger RNA, 5872 nt
Organism: Homo sapiens (human)
Lineage: Eukaryota; Metazoa; Chordata; Mammalia; Primates; Hominidae
Gene: LYN
Product: LYN proto-oncogene, Src family tyrosine kinase
Exons: 13
Coding region: 275-1813 (512 amino acids)
Biological process (GO): positive regulation of cell population proliferation; Fc-gamma receptor signaling pathway involved in phagocytosis; positive regulation of glial cell proliferation
Cellular component (GO): mitochondrial crista; mitochondrial membrane; perinuclear region of cytoplasm
Molecular function (GO): signaling receptor binding; protein tyrosine kinase activity; ATP binding
Source: RefSeq, marked reviewed